CACCCAACCCUGCCUUGAAUUAGGGUUCCACAGGGAGUCGGGGUGGGAGGAUGGGGCGUUUCCUACUGGCCAGCUUUGGACCCACUCCGUGAAACCCUGGGUUCUGGCGAAUUCCCAGAGCUGAGAAGACACUGGAUGUCGGCAAUCCAAGGCUUAUGGAUACCCCCUGGCUGGUCUUCAUGGAGAAAUCUUUCCUGAUCACCACCCUGAAUCCCAGAGCAGCUGCUGUCUCUCCAUGGACAGAACGAGAGGCCCUCUGUAACCACUCGUAACUGGCCAUCAUGGGGAAGCUGACCAGGAUAGGGCUGCAGGAGAGACGGUUACUCCAGCCAAAAAGGCUUCGUUGGAGUCGCCUCCUCUUCCUAGUGGGAAUGUUGGUCAUUGGCUCCACCUACCGGCACCUGAGGGGACCUCAGAGCCUGCUCUCACUGUGGGCAGAAGUCUCUUCCCAACAACCUAUAAAACUGGCCAGCCGGGACCUCCCCAAUGAUGAGACAAUGAUGGUGAGCAGUGAGCCUCCACCAGCUAGCUCUGAAGUGGAGAGGAAGAUGGUAGCGCCCCAAGCCACAGUGGGCAGGGAUCAAGCACCACCCAGCACGACAAGGCAGAACACCCGCAGUCCACCCAAAAGAAAAGCCAAGAUCGUUCCGAUGACACCCAAAAACAGUCACAGCCCAACGGCAGCCAGCACAGAAAGAGCAAAGGAAAACACCCCAGUUGCUAGGGUUCUGAAUCAUGACAGCCCAACUUCAGGUAGACUGACAGUAAACAAUCACACCCCAACACCCAGACAAGAAAUGAAGAGCUACCGCCCAACCCAAGCCAAGAGGAAGGGAAAGAAGCUCAUCCCUUCCCCAACCGGGGGGACAGUGGACGCUUACACACCGGCCACGUUCACGACAAUGGCCACCAACCUCGGGGUCACCCCUGGCACAGCCAUGCGAAGCAGCAGAACUGUGGCAGCUGCUGAAGUGUGGGAGACGGGUUCUGCCGAGAGAAUAGUAGGUGAAACCAUCCCCGCCACUUUCAAGGGAAUAGUUAAGAACACCCCAAUUUUCCCAACACGCAAGGCAAAAACAAACACGUCAACUUCUCCAAGGAGUUUAGUGGAAAAGGACGCGAUGAGCAGCCCCAGAAGAGGGGGAAAUAGCGGCCUCACAAGUCCUCAGACAUCAGUAGGAAAGAACAAGCCAAUGACUCCCCGGGAAGCAGCCUUGGAGCACCCCUCAGCCACCUCCGAGGAGCAGGUGACAAUCAGCACGGUCACAGGGAGCAGCCUGGUGAAAACCAAAGCCUCUGCUGCAGCCCGGAGUGUGAGGGUCCCCUGGCCCCAAGCCAGUGCACCACCCUCCAGAGCAGCCCCAGUCACCCGCUGGGAGCUGGAGAAGAAAUGGCCCAUAGCACGAAGCAGCUCAGCCACUCCCAACGUCAGGGCCACCCCGACCACCCAGGUCCAGCACUGUAUGGCUGUGGAGUCAGCUCCGGCCGCACCCAGCACCCCAUCCCACAGACUGACCACAGCCCUGCUCCCAGGGGUUCCCACUCCCAGUCUCUCAGCACCCCUGCCUGGCUGGCCGGAACCCCACCCCAAAGGAGAGUACCCCCAGGACCUGUUCAGCGUGGAGGAGCGGCGACAGGGCUGGGUGGUCCUGCAUAUCUUCGGCAUGAUGUAUGUGUUUGUGGCCCUGGCCAUCGUGUGUGAUGAGUACUUUGUCCCAGCCCUGGGUGUCAUCACGGACAAGCUGCAGAUCUCAGAGGAUGUGGCUGGUGCCACAUUCAUGGCUGCAGGAGGCUCCGCCCCGGAGCUCUUCACCUCCCUCAUCGGUGUCUUCAUUUCCCAUAGCAACGUGGGCAUCGGUACCAUCGUGGGCUCGGCAGUGUUUAACAUCCUCUUUGUCAUCGGCACCUGCUCCCUCUUCUCCCGGGAGGUUCUCCACCUCACCUGGUGGCCGCUGUUCCGCGAUGUCUCCUUCUAUAUCCUCGACCUGUCCAUGCUCAUCAUCUUCUUCCUGGACAGCCUCAUCGCCUGGUGGGAGAGCCUGCUGCUGCUGCUGGCCUACGCCCUGUACGUGUUCACCAUGAAGUGGAACAAGCAGAUCGAGGUCUGGGUGAAAGAGCAGCUCAGCAGGAGGCCGGGAGCCAAGAUACUGGCCCUGGGGGACCUCGGCAAGGAAGACAUGGCUGGAGCUGAGAAGAAAGGUGAAAUUGAGGAGAAAGGUGGUGGGAAAGGUAAAAGGGCAGCAGAAGGAAAAGAUAAACGUGAAGACAAAACUGAGACAGGAGGAAAACAAGAUAGUGGUGAAACUGAGGCAGAAGGAAAAGACAAGCAGGAAGAUGAACAUAAAAUACAAGCAGAAGAUGAAGGGCAAAGUGAAGGUAAAGCUGAAGCCCCAGAAGCCAAAGCUGAAAAUGCAGAAGUCAAAAAUGAGAAAGAUACAGAUGAUGAGGGGGUCAGUGAAGAGGACGAGGAGGACGAGGAGGACGAGGAGGACGAGGAGGAGGAAGAGGAAGAAGAGGAGCCUCUGUCCCUGGAGUGGCCUGAGACCAGGCAGAAGCAGGCCAUUUACCUCUUUCUCCUGCCCAUCACGGUCCCGCUGUGGCUGACGGUGCCUGAUGUCCGGAGGCAGGAGUCUAGGAAGUUUUUUGUUAUCACCUUCCUAGGAGCCAUCAUUUGGAUAGCCAUGUUCUCCUACCUCAUGGUGUGGUGGGCUCACCAGGUUGGUGAAACAAUAGGGAUUUCAGAAGAGAUCAUGGGCUUGACAAUCCUAGCAGCUGGCACAUCAAUUCCUGACCUCAUCACAAGUGUGAUCGUUGCUCGGAAAGGCCUAGGAGACAUGGCUGUGUCAAGCUCAGUGGGCAGUAACAUAUUCGAUAUCACUGUGGGCUUGCCGGUCCCUUGGUUCCUUUACUCCCUCAUCAACGCACUGCAGCCGGUUCCAGUCAGCAGCAAUGGUUUGUUCUGUGCGAUUGUUUUGCUUUUCCUCAUGCUUCUCUUUGUAAUCUCAUCAAUUGCAUUGUGCAAAUGGAGAAUGAACAAGAUCCUGGGCUUCACCAUGUUCCUUCUUUACUUUGUGUUCCUGAUCAUCAGUGUGAUGUUAGAAGAUCGAAUCAUCUCCUGCCCUGUGUCUAUCUGAGUCAGUGACUACUAUGCACAAUGCACAUGGGUGGGAAGACCAGGCCAGAAUUACUGGACCUCUAGUGACACAAGGGGAAACAUGGUUCAGGAGGUUCAGGAGGAUGGAGUGAGCAGCCCGAGUCUCUAUGAGAAUGUGAGCUGGACCUGAGCCAUAUCCUUGGAAACGCCUGCAGUUCUUUGUGGACUGAGGAACCUCAUGCCACAAGGUGGCAUUCCUACCCGAUUCAGGCCCACGGCAAUCACACGGAGGAAGCAGGAAUCCUACUGGAGGAUGUCAAGGGAAGGGCAGGGCUGCACCGCAGCAAUAACAUGAGCUCCCUGGCUCAAGUUAGUUGCCUGCUCAUUCCCGAAGAGCCCCUGAUCCAAAGAUGCAGAUGGGAUCUAAAUCUUAGUCCCCUGGCCCUGCCCAACCACACCAUGCAGUUUGCUAUGUUCUCUCUGUUGAAAGGUGAAAUUCUACCAGCUUUGCAAUCACUACAGGUCUGGUUAUUAGCUAAGGCUACAGGGGGAAAAAAGCGUAACAAUCAGUUAUUCUCUAUCAUAGUCCAGCAAAGUAUACACCAGUAUUUUUUAGCUUAAAAAGAAGACAUUAGCUUUUAAUGCUGCAUUUCUGGAAAGUGAAAUUCAAACAUGAAAUUGUCAGAGAGGUGAAAACUUGUAAUCUUCCCUUGAUUUGGAAGAAGUGGAGAAAAGUAACAGCCUCCAAGGGCUACUUAAAAAUUUUAUGUAUGAGAAAACCCAAAUUUGGGUUGUUGCCAUCCGUGGUCACCCAAGGGAUCAGGUAAUGCUGCUCCCAGGGGCUCUCACUGGGCAGUGAUGUGAUUUUAGAGAGCGCAAAGUCAGCAGACUCAUGUCUGGCUUAUAAAGUAAGUGGUCCAGCAGGCAGUUCUAUUUCUUGUAACCCUUGACAGGGUUGUGAGGCAGGAACACUGAUUUCUUGUAUGGUUUGUAAGUGGAUUUUAAGGCAGUUAACAAGGGGAAAUCCCAAAAGUCACACAAUGAUGAGGUGAGAAAAAAAAAGUAACAGCACUUCUAAGUUAGCUACUGUAAAAGGUGUGUGUUACCAUAAAAAUUUUUGUUUAAACAUUUCAUGUGGAGUUUGAUAGCUUUAUGUCUCUGGUUUCAGAGCAAAAAGGACUUAGGUGACCUCAGAUUAUAAUGGCAAAGGUGGCUUUAAGUAUGAGGGAUGAGUCACUCAAGCACAGAGUAGGAAUGAUGUGCAUGAAAAACAGUAUCAAUCAUGUGGUGCUGGAAGGCUAAGGUGCACGAAGCACUCCAUCUUUUAAGAUGAACUGGUUCAUUUGAUUAACUGCCUCACUGCUUCAGGAUGCCCAUUUUUUGGAAGUAAUUUUUAUUAAAUUUCAAUAAAAAUA
Molecule: messenger RNA, 4509 nt
Organism: Cavia porcellus (domestic guinea pig)
Lineage: Eukaryota; Metazoa; Chordata; Mammalia; Rodentia; Caviidae
Gene: Slc24a1
Product: solute carrier family 24 member 1
Exons: 6
Coding region: 282-3134 (950 amino acids)
Biological process (GO): calcium ion transmembrane transport; visual perception; intracellular calcium ion homeostasis
Cellular component (GO): plasma membrane
Molecular function (GO): calcium channel activity; calcium, potassium:sodium antiporter activity
Source: RefSeq, a predicted model, not a curated record